Danio aesculapii is the source of this 2456-nucleotide messenger RNA. It is a transcript of the gene arhgef25b, whose product is annotated as Rho guanine nucleotide exchange factor (GEF) 25b. NCBI's taxonomy places the organism in Eukaryota, Metazoa, Chordata, Actinopteri, Cypriniformes, Danionidae. The record is from RefSeq and is a predicted model, not a curated record. Gene Ontology annotation, molecular function: guanyl-nucleotide exchange factor activity. Gene Ontology annotation, cellular component: cytoplasm; plasma membrane. Gene Ontology annotation, biological process: axon guidance. The transcript has 16 exons. The coding region runs from base 129 to 2009 and encodes 626 amino acids.
AUAAGAAUGUGUGUCAGUGAUUCAGAAAGAGCUGAGUGGGGAUUAAACUGGACAGUACUAGACAGUAGAGAAGACACAACACAACAAUCAGCCAAACUUUUCCGUCAUCCGUCUGGAGACUGAGAAAGAUGAAGAGUUUGGCAAAACUUCAGGGCACCACAGAGCAACUUCUGAUGUCUUUAUCAAACACCCUCCCAUCUUUGACCAUAAAUAACCAGCAAUGGAUCCAGGAACAAAAUGAAGGGUGUCUUUUACUGGAAGAAAAACAGGGUUGUUCAAAGAAGGGUGCAGAACCAGAAAAUGAAAAGCAAAGCUGGAACCAAAGACUCGAACACAUACCUGAGGACAAAGACUCGUACACGUUGACAGGACUCAGCGAUGUCUCCUUGCCUCCAGAGGAUCCUCCGUCAGCCUCCGUCUCCACGGAUGACCUUUCUCCAAUCUCUCCCAGCAACCAUCAGCUUUUUUCCAGCAGACGAGCAUCUGCCACAUCCACCCGCUCCAUCAAGGCCUUCAAGAGGUGGCUGAGCAGCCCGGUUCGAAGGCUAAGUUUGGGAGGAGGAAAUAAGAGUCAGAGCUCAAAGGGCAUUCAGAGCCCAGAGGGGUCAACCUACAUGUUUCUUCCUCUCUCACCUGCUCAAAGCCCAUUGAGCCCAAUGGAGAAGUCCCAAAAACUGCCCCGCUCCUACAGAUCUCUGGACUGUAGUGAAUUUUCUGGAGAAACUUCUCCUGACAGUCCCUAUUACCCAAGAUACCUCAAUGAUCUCUUACAGAGAAAUCAGUCUUUUGAUGUUCAUACUGGGGAGAGACUUCCGUCUUUGACUGACAAAACACUCGCAGAACAAUCGCAGAGCCUGGAAGACAAUGAGCAGCACAGAAGAACCGCUUUAGAGAAAAGCAUAUAUGUGCUGACAGAGCUGAUAGAAACGGAGAAGCUGUAUGUGGAAGAUCUGGGGCUUGUUGUUGAGGGUUAUAUGCUUACAAUGAGAAGUGUUGGAGUGCCUGAGUAUUUGGAAGGAAAGGAUAAAAUUGUUUUUGGGAACAUUCAUCAGAUCUAUGACUGGCAUAAAGACUAUUUCCUUGGAGAGUUGGAGAAAUGUGUGUUUGAACCUGACCUGCUGGCACAGCUAUUUAUUAAACAUGAGAGACGGCUCAACAUGUAUGUUGUCUACUGUCAAAACAUGCCAAAGUCAGAGCACAUCGUCUCAGAGUACAUCGAAACUUAUUUUGAGGGUCUCAGGCAACAGCUGGGUCACAGACUGCAGUUAAAUGACCUGCUUAUCAAACCCGUUCAGAGAAUAAUGAAAUAUCAGCUGCUUCUGAAGGACUUCCUGAAGUACUACACUAAAGCAGGCAGACAAACCGAAGAUCUUGAGAGGGCUGUGGAGGUCAUGUGCUUUGUUCCAAAGCGAUGCAACGACAUGAUGAAUGUUGGACGACUUCAGGGUUUUGAGGGUCAGCUGAGAGCACAAGGGAAACUCCUGCAACAGGACACCUUUACAUUAAUUGAGAACGAGAACAGCAUCCUAUCGCGUCCCAAAGAGAGACGAGUGUUUCUUUUCGAGCAGCUCAUCAUCCUCAGUGAGCCAAUGGACCGCAAGAGAGGCUUUUCCCUGCCAGGAUACGUCUAUAAAAACAGCAUCAAGAUCAGUUGUUUAUCCAUUGACGAUUGCUGCCCAGAAGACCCCUGUCGACUGGUACUGACAUCUCGUAAUAUUGAUGGAAGUUUGCAAAGAUUCAUUCUCCGUGCAUCCUCCUCAGAGAUCAGAACGUCCUGGGCAAACGACAUCAUACAGAUGCUGGAGACACAGCGCAACUUCUUAAACGCCCUGCAGUCGCCUAUCGAAUUCCAGAGGAAAGAAAUCAAAUCCCUCAGUCUGGGAAAGAACAUGACAGCUUCAGCCUCACUGAACUCUGGCCUGCGACCCUACAGCUCUGCUUCUAUAGACCGUCAGACUCUGCCCUGCCUGCAGUCCUGGCAUUCCUCACAACCCUUGACGCCUCCCUGAAAGUCGCAAUGACUUCUGGGACUUCUUGAACGAGAUCGGUACUCAAGUCUGCAUCGGUGCAUCCUCGAUAUCAAGAACACAUCCCGGAAGUUUCACGCGUCCUCUGUUCUUGCGGUCUUGAGUAUUGGAACUGAACUUUGGCAGCUGAUGAUGACGUUACACGAGAACUCGAGGACGCAAGACCGCUGAAGAACACAUAUUGAGGAACAGCCUCAGUUCUGGAAGGCCGGUGUCCUGCAAAGUUUAGUUCCAACCCCAGUCAGGCACACCUGAGCUAGCCAAUCAAUCUCUUACUAGGAUUACUAGAGACAUCCUUGCAGGUGUGCGAGGCAAGUUGGAGCUAAAAUCCGCAGGACACUGGCCUUCCAGGACCAAGUUUGGACACCGCUGCACUAGAAACUUCCAGGCAGGUGUGUUAAAGGAAGUUGUAACUAAACAAUGCAGGAC